Pelobates cultripes (western spadefoot toad) is the source of this 170-nucleotide messenger RNA. NCBI's taxonomy places the organism in Eukaryota, Metazoa, Chordata, Amphibia, Anura, Pelobatidae. The record is from the annotation of a GenBank genome assembly.
AUGGCGGACGCCACGUGCACCGAAAACAGUGAGAGAAAAUGCGGUCCCGGACGCUCACAACACAUGGCACAGCUACCAGGUGCGAGCAAACCAACCUCCCACAUGGCGCCCCAGCACAACGCUCAUCUCAAGGUGCACAGUACUGGACUUUGGCUCCGACACAGGAGCAG